CAACACAGACCAACAGGCGGCGGCGGGCAAAGGCUGCGAGAAGGCGAGCUAGAAUCCCAGCAGCCCCAUCAUUUUGAGCAGACGGCUAUUCCAACCCCUUUGCUGCUGCCAACGGCCCUCCAGCUGUGUUUUCCAGCAUUUUCCUUCAUUUUAGGACAAUUCACCACAUUCGCUGAUAAUAAUUGUAUUCACUUGCACGGUACAGCAACUCGCACCGAGCGUGUUGCAUCCCUGCUGAGCCUGCUGCAUUCCAGCUGUACAUAAUCUCGGUUUUAUACCAGAGCGCGACUACAUACCGCCGCCUCAACACCCAGCAGGACUCCAUCCGCGCAAAGUGCCAACGUCAACUGCCACACGGCACACGGUUGCUUCUGGCUUGAGACCUCCACUCGCUCCACAGUCCCACGCGGACGCGUCCAUUGACAAUGGCUGCCAAUCCGCUCCAGCAGCCGUCGCUGGCGCUGCUGCCCCAGCACCAGCAGACUGACACAGGCCUGACCUCCGCGCUCGCUAGCCGCUUCCAUGCACACAUGCCCACGGCGACUCUCUCCUCGCAUGCCAUCAUCUCUCUCAACACAUACACAGACCCCAGCCGAGGGGUUGACGGUGGCGAGGAUGGCAGCGCUGUGCAGGCCGCCAAGGACCUCGCGGGGAGGGCAUACAUGCGCUUGGGACAGCGAUCAGAGGACCAGGCUAUUGUUUUUCUGGGCGAGACUGGUGCUGGAAAGACAACAAUUCGCGGACACAUGCUGAGACAGUUCCUCUCGUACUCUGCCACACCACUGUCGAAGAAGAUCGAGUGUACCAACUUCGUCUUCGAGGCCUUCACAACGACCAAGUCGCUCACUACGCCCUCCGCCUCCAAGUCCGGACUCAUGCUCGAGCUCCAGUACAACACCUCGACCUCCAACCACGCAACCCUGCUCGGUGCACAGUACCUCGUCCACCGACUCGAGCGAAGCAGACUCGCCUCCGUCCCGACUGGAGAACGCAAUUACCACGUGCUUUACUACCUUCUCUCCGGCACCAGCCCUGCUGAGAAGAAGCACCUGUAUCUCGACAAUGCCGGCAACGACGCCGCAGGCACCCGCACAUCGCUCGGCGCGAACAAGAGGUGGCGAUACCUUGGUCACCCAACGCAGCUGAAGGUUGGCAUUGAUGAUGCGGCCGGUUUCCAGGAGUUCAAGACCGCAUUACGCAAACUCGAAUUCGGCAAGGACAGCAUUGCCGGCAUCUGCGAGAUCAUAGCAACCAUCCUGCAUAUUGGCCAGCUCGAGUUUGAGACUGGUCAGUCGACCACUCCUUCUGCCGAUGAUAGUGGCGGUUACUCGCACGAGGGUGGCGAGACCAUCACGGUCGUGAAGAAUAAGGAAUGCCUGGUCCCAAUUGCCCAAUUCUUGGGCGUAACAAUCAGUGACCUUGAGGAAAGUUUGCGAUACAAGUCCAAGACGCUGUAUCGAGAGCGAGUCACGGUCAUGCUGGACCCCAAGGGUGCCCGUGCGAACGCCGAUGAGCUUGCUCGCUCGCUUUACUCUCUGCUUGUCACAUACGUCAUCGAACAGAGCAACUCUAGGAUCUCCAGCUCGAACGGUCAACUCACCAACACAGUUAACCUGGUGGAUUUCCCUGGAUUUGCCAUCUCAUCUGGAACCGGAUCUUCCUUGGACCAAUUGCUCAACAACGCUGCGAAUGAGUCGCUCAUGACUUUCUGCCAAGAAAGCUUCUUCCAGCGUCAGAUCCAGGAGAUGGAGGCGGAAGAGAUCAGCCUGCCUCCGCUACAGUUUUACGACAGUUCUGAGGCCAAGACUGGUCUCCUCAAGUCAGGAAAUGGUCUUUUGAGCAUUCUCGACGACCAGAUGCGUCGCGGCAAGACCGACAUGCAGUUCCUCGAGGCUAUUCGCAAGCGAUUUGACGGAAAGAACCAGUCUAUCCUCCCAGGCAGCUUAACAGUCGUCCAACCUGGCAGCAACUUCCCCACACCCAACACUUCCCCCUCUUUCACUGUUCGUCACUACGCCGGUGACGUCGACUACAGUGUGGAGGGCCUCAUGGAAGAGAACGCAGACACUAUUUCCGGUAACAUGAUGCAGUUGCUGCAAUCUUCGCAACAACCAUUCGUUCAGAAUUUGUUUGGACAGGAUGUGCUUCAGAAGAUCUCCCACCCAAAGGAAAAGUCCGCCAUCGUUCAGGCCUCAGUCAGCUCCAAGCCUACGCGCAUGCCGAGCGUGGCUCGUCGCAAGGCUGAUAAGACGGGGAGAUUUGGCCGUCAGCUGAACGUCUUCGACGAGGAAGUCUUGAGCGACACUGAAAGCAACGUUUCGGGCUCAAGGAAGAACGGCGAUUCUUCAUCGAAAUCGAAACAAACCGGAGCCGCUGGCCAAUUUGUCAGUUCGCUGAAGACCAUUGAAAACCAACUGCGCAAAGCCAACCCUUACUUUGUAUUCUGCCUGAAGCCAAACGAUCGCCGCAUCGCCAAUCAGUUCGACAGCAGAUGUGUUCGUCAACAGCUACAAGCGUACAGCAUCCCAGAACUCAGUCAACGGCUGCGUGUCGCUGAUUACAGCAUUUUCAUGCCUUUCGCUGAGUUCUUGGGCCACGCGCAGACAGACAUGGCUAUUGUUGGCAGUGAGAAGGAGAAGGUCGAGAUGGUCUUGGACAGCAGGCCCUGGCGGGAGAACGAGGUUCGCGUCGGUACCACUGGUGUCUUCCUAAGCGAGAGGUGCUGGCUCGAGAUUGCCAAUAUCGCAGAUCUGCCACCUACCGCCCGCGGUUUCACUGGCUCAGACGACAAUCUUUUGACUCCUGAAGCAGGCCGAUCCUUCGGUGACUCCCGCGCUGGCCUUCUUUCGACCCCUGGAGGCGGCGAAUAUUACAACGACAAGGGUGGAAACUACUUCGGUAGCAGAGACGUCGACGCCCGUUCUGAGGCUCCCUCUGGUGUCACUGGUGACAUGUUCCAUGGCCUGGAGCAGCACAACGUCAUCGACGAAAAGGCUGCCAACGACAAGAUGGAGGAAGUUGAUGUCGUCCCUAUCUCCGGAAGCCGUAAGCGAUGGGUCUUCAUGGUAUAUGCUCUCACCUGGUUCAUUCCCGACUUCCUCAUUCGUGUCAUUGGGCGGAUACCACGCAAAGACGUGCGAAUGGCUUGGCGCGAGAAGCUCGCCAUCAAUAUGCUCAUUUGGCUCAGUUGCUUGUCCGUCAUCUUCCUCAUGAUCGGGUUCCCGAUGUUGAUUUGUCCUACUCAGCAUGUGUACUCCACCGCCGAACUGACAUCUUAUAACGGUGAGGACGGCGCUGCUUCAUACGUUGGUAUCCGCGGUAUCGUCUACAAUCUUGACGACUUCAUCCCUGCCCACUACCCCAGCAUCGUUCCAUCAAAGAGUCUGGAGAAGUAUGCAGGAACGGAUGCGACCAACUUGUUCCCUGUCCAAGUUUCAGCACUAUGCGCUGGCAAGGAUGGUAGUAUUCAUCCAGGUGUUCAACUCAACUACAGGAACUCGAAUUAUUCCGAGACGGCAAACAACCUCAUCAGUACUACGGAUCAGAACGCCAAAUACCAUGACUUCCGUUGGUUCACCAACGACUCUCGUCCGGAUUGGUGGUAUGAACAGCAGGUCUUCAUGAAGGCAAACUACAUGAAAGGGCGUGUCGGUUACAGCCCUACCUACUUGAAGACUCUGGCUUCCAAGGGGAACGCGAUCGCCUACAUGAACAACAAGGUGUAUGACUUAACGACAUACCUACCUGGAGGCCGUAGCGUACUCUAUCCCCCUACUGAGGAGGCGGCAUCGGAGACACCGGACGUCAAUUUCAUGGAAGACAGUGUCACCGACAUAUUCCGUGUCCAAGCUGGCAAGGAUAUCAGCAAGUACUGGGACAACCUCAACCUGGACGUAACCAAGAAGAACAACAUGAAGGUCUGUCUCGACAACCUGUUUUACGUCGGUGAUCUCGACACCAGAAGCUCCGCAAAGUGUCUAUUCGCCAAGUACUUCCUUCUUGCAAUUUCUAUCCUCUUGGUUAGUGUCAUCGGUUUCAAGUUCUUUGCCGCGCUCCAGUUCGGUGGCAAGACAAUGCCGGAGAAUAUCGACAAGUUCAUCAUCGCCACGGUUCCGGCUUAUACUGAGGAUGAAGAGUCCCUUCGUCGUGCUAUUGACUCUGCUGCCCGGAUGAAGUACGAUGACAAGCGCAAACUCCUCGUCAUCAUUUGCGACGGUAUGAUUAUCGGUCAAGGUAACGACAAGCCCACUCCACGCAUCGUUCUCGACAUUCUUGGCGUACCUGAGGCUACGGAUCCCGACCCGCUCAGCUUUGAGAGUUUGGGAGAGGGCAUGAAGCAACACAACAUGGGCAAAUGUUACUCAGGUCUCUACGAGGUACAAGGUCACAUCGUACCUUUCUUAGUCGUCGUCAAGGUUGGCAAGCCCUCCGAGGUUUCCAAGCCUGGUAACCGUGGAAAGCGUGACUCGCAAAUCGUCCUCAUGAGGUUCUUGAACCGCGUUCACUACAACCUGCCCAUGAGCCCUCUCGAGCUCGAGAUGCAUCAUCAGAUCAGGAACAUCAUCGGUGUGAACCCAACCUUCUACGAGUUCCUGCUUCAGAUUGAUGCCGAUACCUCCGUCGCUCCUGACGCAGCCACUCGAUUCGUCGCAGCCUUCCUCAACGACACCCGCCUCAUCGCCAUUUGCGGUGAGACUGCUUUGUCCAACGCCAAAUCUUCAUUCACCACCAUGAUGCAGGUCUACGAAUACUUCAUCUCUCACAACCUAACCAAGGCUUUUGAGAGUUUGUUCGGUUCCGUCACCUGUCUCCCCGGUUGUUUCACCAUGUACCGCAUCCGCGCUGCCGAGACUGGCAAGCCACUCUUUGUCAGCAAGGAGGUCGUCGAAGCUUACCAAGAGAUCCGUGUCGACACGCUGCACACGAAGAACUUGCUGCAUCUCGGUGAAGAUCGUUAUCUCACGACUCUGCUGCUCAAGUUCCACUCCAAGUACAAGACCAAGUACACCAUGCGAGCACAUGCUUGGACUGUGGCGCCUGACAGCUGGUCCGUCUUCAUGUCUCAACGUCGUCGCUGGAUCAACUCUACAGUGCACAACCUGGUCGAGCUCAUUCCUCUCCAGCAGCUUUGUGGUUUCUGCUGCUUCAGUAUGCGCUUCAUCGUCUUCCUGGAUUUGAUCUCGACUGUCGUACAGCCGGUCAUUGUCGUUUACAUUGGUUACCUCAUCUACUCUCUGGUCUGGACCCCUGAUAUCGUUCCCAUGACCGCCUUUAUUCUCUUGGGAGCUAUCUAUGGUCUGCAAGCUAUCAUCUUCAUUGUCCGUCGCAAGUGGGAGAUGAUUGGUUGGAUGUUGAUCUACAUCGUCGCCACUCCCGUCUUUUCCUUUGGCCUUCCGCUGUACGCUUUCUGGCACAUGGAUGAUUUCUCCUGGGGUAACACUCGUGUUGUCACUGGUGAGAAGGGUCAGAAGGUCGUAGUCUCGGAUGAGGGCAAGUUCGACCCUGCCAGCAUCCCCAAGAAGAGGUGGGAGGAGUACCAGGCCGAGAUGUGGGAGCAGCACACCAUCAGGGAUGACCAGUCGGUUGUCUCGGGCUACACAUACGCCACCAAGCGGCCGUUCGGCGCUGGCUCUGUCGUCGGUUCAGAGUAUGGUGGCAUGCCGCCGUCCCGGCCCAUGUCUCACCUCGAUGUCCCUCGCUACGGCAACCACUCGCGUAUGAGCCUGGCUCCUAGCGGCUAUGGAGGUGACAGCAUGGAGAUGGCGCACCUACCAAGCGAUGACGAGAUCCUGAACCAGAUCAAGGUCAUCCUCGCCAACUCGGACUUGAUGACAGUCACCAAGAAGUCUGUCAAGCAGCAGCUCGAGCAAAUCUUCGGGUGCGACCUCACACUCAAGAAGGCUUACAUCGGCGAAGCCGUCGAACAACUGCUCCUCAAUGGGCAACUGCAUUAGUCGUGCAGUCCAGCAUUGUCCUCCUAGCGACGCGGUGACGGCCUGUCCACGCUUCACGACUCUGUUCAGCCUCCUCUGCAGGAGGCCCCUUCGCAAGGGGUAUGUGUCUCAACUAUCAUUACUAUUUAAUUCAGCUCAAGGAAGCAAGUGCGUUCAUUCUAUAGGCAAGGGCACCGGUGGCCGGUGAAGGCGUUGAUACUGUUACAUAUUGCAUUUGGUUUGAGCCAAUUCUGAUUGCUUUUGCAUGGGAUGGGUUAAAACAGGGGGUUACCAAUACGGUGCAAGAGUCAAGAGGGGUUCUGAUUUUGAUCAUCCUAAGUGCCUUCGCGUGCAUUCGUGCUGUGACUUGUUAUGCGUCUUU
Messenger RNA from Macroventuria anomochaeta, 6315 nucleotides. RefSeq names its product glycosyltransferase family 2 protein. NCBI's taxonomy places the organism in Eukaryota, Fungi, Ascomycota, Dothideomycetes, Pleosporales, Didymellaceae. Gene Ontology annotation, molecular function: chitin synthase activity; ATP binding; cytoskeletal motor activity. The record is from RefSeq and is a predicted model, not a curated record. The transcript is spliced from 3 exons. Gene Ontology annotation, cellular component: myosin complex; cell periphery; cell septum. Bases 426 to 5954 code for a protein of 1842 amino acids.